Molecule: messenger RNA, 7433 nt
Organism: Biomphalaria glabrata
Lineage: Eukaryota; Metazoa; Mollusca; Gastropoda; Planorbidae
Product: bromodomain adjacent to zinc finger domain protein 1A-like
Exons: 27
Coding region: 438-4922 (1494 amino acids)
Biological process (GO): chromatin remodeling
Molecular function (GO): protein binding
Source: RefSeq, a predicted model, not a curated record
CAAAAACUUAUUAAAAAAUAUUAAAAAUGCUCAUUAUUGUUUAAUAAUAAUGAAACAUAAUGUAAACUGUAUAUUGAAAUGCCUAAUAUACAUUACUUUAAUUUUAAACAAUUAUUUAUUCGAUUUUAAUAGUAUAUUUCGAAUACUUCUAAGCCCACCCCACACUUCAGAAAAAAGCUAUAAUGAAACUUGGACUCGUAGUGUGUUCACGCUGGCUUGCAUUAUGACCUCUUUGUGACGGAGAGACAGCAUUAGAGAUGUACAUAUCAAAGUUUUACUAAAAUGCUCGAACAAAUCUAGAAUUUUCUUAUGGACGAUUACAUAUUUCUGUUUAUACUAAUGUUGUAUGAUAUUGUUAGUCAAAGAACUGAAGUAUAAUACAUUCAUUCGUGUGUUAAAAGCCUUUGUGUUUCCCUCCAAAACAUUUAUCAAGCAACAUGCCGCUCCUUCGUAAGCAACCAUUUCACAGACAGAAAAUACCACAGGAUCUCGAUCCGGAGGAAGAGGUUUUUCAUUGCAAAAUAACAAAUGAAAUUUUCAGGGAUUACAAUGCUUUCUUUGAGAGGAUUAUUCUGUGCAACAGUCUGGUAUGGUCAUGUGCACUCACAGGAAAGUCUGGCAUGACCUUUCAAGAAGCUACAGAAUGUGAAAACAGAGCAAAGAAAAACUUAUCAACUUUUCAGGACAGUUUGAAGAAGCCAUUACUCUAUCUGGCAUCACUAACACAAAGAAGUAGAUUGAAUGAUCUUAAUGAUGACGUUUUCGUCUUUGCCAAAGACCGUUUUUUCAUUGGUGAAACUCUUGAGUACAUUUCUGGAAGCCAAAGAAAAGCAUGCAGAGUUAUUGGUGUUAACCCUCCACAAGAAUCAAAUGGGGAUGUUAUUGUUAUUGAUGAUUCAGAGGAUUCUAACUCUACAAUAUCAGAAUCUAAAAGUCAGAAAAAGAAAAAAAAUGCUGGAAGUGAUCCUGUGAAGUUCGAGUACAUAAUAAGAAUUGUGGGAUCUUCUGACAUUGAAACAGUUCAAGCUGUGACCUUAUGUCGAAAAAAAGGAUUAUAUACAAGAGACAGAAGUAAGCUCUUCUUGAAGCAGCACUGCUCACCAGUCAAUGGAAUCUGGAAAGUUAAGGAUUCCCUCUAUAAGAAACUUGGAUUAAAUUCUGCAAAGUUUGAAGACUUUUAUGCAGGCCCUCCUCCUAAUUUUCAAAAGACUGUUUUGAAAAGAAAAAGUAACUCUAAGAAAUCACUUGAGCCAGUUGAUUCAGAGGUAGAUUUAGAAGACAGUAUUGAACACUCAAGCAGCAAAAUGAGGAAAAACAACAAAGGUCAAAGAGUUAGUUCAGAACCCCAGGUGGAAUAUGUUCCUCAACCAACUCCAGAAGACAGAGCCUUAAUGAAAGAAAAAAUGAAGCAGAAUAAAAUAGAUGAAAAGAAAAAAAUGCUCGAAGAAAAGGAAGCCAAAAAAGAAGAAAUGCGCCGUCAUAUCGAAGCAGAAAAACUUAGGCGAAAGGAAGAAAAAGAAAAGGAACGAGUUAAAAAGAUAGAAGAAAAGAGAAAAGAGUUGGAGCUCUAUAGGGAGUGGUCUAAACCUAGAGAUGACCUCGAAUGUGAUGACCUGAAGGAGAUGCCAGAAUUUAUUCUUGUCAGGACCAGGGUGCCAAUGGAGCUAUUUGGAGAUGCUGUUAUGAUACUGGAGUUUGCGCACAUUUUCAAGACAAUUUUUGAUUUCAGGCAGUUUUUCCCAAAAGGAUUUACAUGGGGAAUGAUUGAGUCUGCAUUGUUAGAUCAUGAACCUGAUGGCCCACUGUGUGACCUUUUACAGAUGUUGUUGUGUGCUUUGUUUAAUUUACAAGAAGAAGAAGCUGAUGAGUAUCAAGAGCUGGAGAAAGAAAAGAAAGACGACAGUACCAAAAACAAUGAAGAAAAAGAUGAUGAUAUGGAAGAAGAACUAACUACUAAUGAAGUCAUUCGUACAGCAACUAUUAUGGCCCAGUUUUCUAUGAAUACAUUAGGUAUGCCAUUACGUGAUACACUUUUGGAUCAGUUUACGCUGUCUGAAAUUGUCCGAAUUCAUCUUUUGUCUUCUGGUGCUAAGGCUAGUAACAAGAAUGCAAGGUUCCGUUAUCAGCAGAGAGGAGGCUACACAUGUCAUGAUGACCCAGGGCUAGAACUGAAAUUGAGUGACCCUGGAUUAGUUAAAUCCUUGGCCACAGUGAAUGUUUUUGAUUUGUCUCCAUUCGAUAAGGCCAAGAUUAUUAACACCUUAAUACAACAGAUUCUCACAUUUGCAAUGGUUCGUGAUAUGAUAGAAGAAAAUGGUGAAAAGUUGCGUCUCAAGAAGUAUGAUCUGAAGCAGUUGCAGUGGGCAGAGCAAAGAAGGGAGAGAGAAGAGCAGGCUAACAGAUACAAGAAAAUGAUAGAAGAGAAAGCUAAAGAGCAAGCCCGUAGAUUGCAGCAUCUAAUUUCUGAACAGUCAAGCUCCACUGCUGAAACUCCUUCAAUUGAAUGUUUUGAAGACAAAACUCCAGAACAAAAGGAGCUGGAAAAGCAGAAAGAACACGAAAUGGAUGCCAGAAAAAAAAGUGAAUUUGCCAAGAAAGAAUAUGACAGUCUUUUAGAAAUAUUGGAGCUUCAAAAAAUGGUGUCAAUCUACCCUAUUGGGAGAGACCGUCUUUAUAGGAGAUAUUAUUUCUUUUCUUCUCUCAGUGGAUUAUUUAUUGAGGAUCACGAGUUGAAUGUACCAGCAGCCAUGAUGAAACCACAGCCCCCGGUAUCAAAAGAAGAAAAAGAAAACAAUAAAAGGACAAAUAGUGAUGAGUGUAUAGUGAUCAGUGAUGCCGAGUCUGACACCAGUGAUAAAAAAAAUAUGGAUGAAAAGGAUGUUAAAGAAGAGAAAAUGGAGGUCACAGAGGAUCUUAAAUUGGAAAAUAGUGAAACUGAAAAGCAAUCCCAUAAGCCCAUUUGGAAAUUCUUAGACACUCCUGAACAUUUAGAUGCUUUGAUAGCCUGCUUAAACACAAGAGGCUUCAGAGAAUGUUCCUUGAGAACGUCUUUGAUGGAGUUGAAACCAGUCUUGUCACAUGCACUGCAAGAUUGUCCCACUGAUAUACUCUGUCUGCCUGAAGAUGGGGGUGAAGAAAAGGCUAGAAUACAGGCGCUUGCCAUGACUAGAGGAAUCUCCAGCAAGAAAGCAGCACAGGAUGCUCUCAUUGUGGACAAAGCAGAAGUAACAAUGGAACUCAACCUUCGUGAUGCUCUGCUUGACAUGGAAGAUAGAAUUCAUGUUGGAGGACUUGGUACCAUUAAGGUGAAGAACAGGUCGGCCUGGAGAGAAGCUAUCUUACAUAAGAGCUAUGACUGUCAAACAGAUGAUCCCCUUUUUGCAUCAUCAGGAAAAGUCUUAGUAAAUGGUGGGGAAUGUGUUCUCACAGAAAAUGCAGACUCUGAGUCAGCAUCUCGUGAACUUGCGAAGGCUUUGGUUCAGAUUGCCAGAGGUGUGGACUCAAGGUGUUUGAAGGAACCUUUAAAAGAGGAUGAUCAGAAGAAAAAGAAACAACCAAAAGAAAAAAAAAAGAAAGAGGAAGAUGAAACUUUAGAAGCAGAAGAAAUCUCUGCAACAAGAAGUGGCAGAAAUUUAUUUGAACGCUGGGAGGAUUCAUUACUGUCAGCCACCAGCUUGUCUCAGGUUUACCUUCACCUGGCUACUCUGGACAAGAGCAUUGUGUGGGCCAAGUCUACUCUGGAGACUAGGUGCAAGUUGUGUAGGAGAAAAGGGGACCCAGAUAAGAUGUUACUGUGUGAUGGUUGUGACAGGGGACAUCACAUGUACUGCCUGAAGCCUCCAAUGGAUACUGUUCCAAGUGGUGACUGGUUCUGUUCUGAAUGUAGACCAAAACAAACACCCAAAAGUCCAGUACGAAAAGGCAGAAGGAAAACAUUUUCAGAAGUUGAUGAAGAACCGUCAGAAGGAGAGGAAUACAGUGAGAAUGAAGAAGAUACCACACAGCAAGAUGAUGACAAUGAGGAAGAUGAAGAAAACGAUUCCCAGGACAGCACUGUCCAGUCUGAUACAGAGGAAGAUGUCAAUGAUGAACUUAAUGAAAACCCAGAGGAGGAUGUGUGUGUGGGGUGUAAGACUCCAGGAAUGUUGAUAUGUUGUGACUGCUGCCCCAGGGCCUAUCACUUGCAUUGUGCUAAACCUCCUUUGAAAAAGGUUCCUAAAGGAAAAUGGAUGUGUCAAAUAUGCAUGGGCAUUGAAAGAACUGGUAAAAUUAAAAUAAGCAGUGGUAGGGGAGGUAAAAUGAAAGGCAACAGAACUAAGGAAAAAAAAUCAGCUAAUGGAAGUCAUCCAGGUUCAAGAAAGGAAAGUCCAAGAGACAGCCCCAUGUUAGGCAGGCCUAAAAAACAUCAAUCGCCAUCACUAACACCGAAACAACCCAAGAUGAAGAAAAGCAAAUCACAUUCAAGAUUCUCUUUAGAUUCAGCAGAUGACAAUAACCCUAUCAUACGACUCAUGAAACCUAUAAAUCCAAGUUCCAAAAGGGCCAAUAACCAUCAGCAACAAAUGAAGGCAGCAGAGGAAUUGAUCAACGAACUGAUAAAACAUGAGGAUGCCUGGCCAUUUUUGAAACCUGUUGAUAAGAAGCUGGUUCCUGAUUAUUAUAGUGUCAUUAAAAAGCCCAUGGACUUUGGCACUAUCCGGAAUAAAAUACAUGCAUUUAAAUACCAGAAGCCCUCUGAAAUGCUUGAUGAUGUUCGCCAAAUUUUUGACAACUGCAUAGAGUAUAACAAUAGAAACAGUCCAGAAUAUAAAGCUUACUUCCGGCUCUCAAAACAUUUUGACAAACGCUUGAAGGAAAUGUCAUUGGCUGAGGACGUUUUAGACUCUUCAAAACUUCAAAACAGAGGACGUGUAUCAGUGUGAUCUUCAAAUGAGAUGAUUGUGAAAUCAACAACUGAUGACUAUAACAAGAGCAAGCAUGGUGUAUUUGUACUGAAACUAGGUUAGUAACAUUGGAUGAAAUAGGUUGAAAGUAGUUGUAAUGAGAAAUAUAAACAUUUGAUGAUGUGCUUUCCAUUAGAAUAUUUAUUGACUCAAUGUUCUUACUAAAUUAAUGAAUUAGUACAAUAUCUGUUAGUGAAAUAUGUGAUUAUUUCAACACCUUGUAUGUUAAUUGUUUUUAAUCAACCAUAAUUUUGGUUAUUUGAACACUAGGAUGUAGUUUUGUUUUGACUUUGCCUUUAUAAGUGUUGGCUACCAUACUCCCGGUUGAAGGAGACUUGAUUACAAUAAAUUGACAAAGCAAAAUGAAAUAUACACAUAUUUCUACAUGAUUUGUGGAGUUUUCUUUGGUCUGGUGAGUUGAAAGGCUGCUAUGAUCACCAAGUGAUUAACAACAACGUUUGAAUGUAAAUAUGUGUUUUAGUAAGAAACAUUGAAUGGAUCAUUUUAUUGUCUUGUCCUAUGACUUAAUGUACAUAUAUGUAUAUAGAUAUUGAGCAGAAGGUUUCAAAACAUUGACUUUGGAACUUUGUAUGGUAAAUAAAACAUUCCCAGAGAACAGUUUAGUAUUAAAAAGAAUUAUCAAAUUUUCUACACAUUUUAAUUUAUUCCUCAUCAUCAUAUUAGAAAUCUACAAGUUAGCCUUGUACCUGAGUGGGUUGGUAUUGAUCUGGACAGGUUUUUAGGAAAUCACUGUAAUGCUCUCAGCUCUUAAACAAAACUUGUAUAAGGCACAAUCUUUACUGGGGGCUGUUGAUACUAAGUUUUGUUCUGGCAAUAUAUAUAUAUAUAUAUAUAUAUAUAUAUAUAUAUAUAUGAAAUAAAACAAACUUCAAGUGUUGCUUUGGCAAUGAACAGAAACCAUUAACACUCUGUGUGCAUUCUGAACAUUGUUUUCCAUUUUUUGAAGUUGUUAAAUUUCUACUCAUCUAGAAUCAGCUACUAGCUUUGAAGAAAAGCACUUUAAUUCGACUAAAAUCUGCUUCUAAAGCAAAUUAUAUACAGUUUCUAAUAUUAAGACAGGAAAUUUUGUUAGUUUUUAUAAUCAGACAAGGUAAUGAUAUAUAUAUAUAUAUUUAAAUAUACUUAUAUAUCUAUAUAUAAUGAUUUGUAUUGAAUUCAUUUGUAUGAACAGGCAUAAAAACAAUUUUUUCUUGUUGGAAACUAGAACUGAUCUUUAAAUAAUUUGUAAUGAAUUUUAUAUCUCCAUAUUUUUAAAGAAUAUUUCAAUUAAUAAUAACUAAAUGUAGUGUGAUUAUUCUUAGUGAUUAAGAAUGAAAAUGUUAUACAUAUUUCUUCUAAUGUGUGUGUGAUGUAUACUGAAAUAAUUUAAGAAAAAGGAAUAUUUUUUCUUUAAAAAUAGAUUAAAAAAACAACAACCAACCAACAAUUAGUUGUAUACUCCGUCCAAGUCUAGUUUCCUGGAUUUGUAUUAGAUGUGUUUCAAAGUUGUACUUCAUACACUAAAUAGAAAAUAUUUGGUCAUCUUUUGUUAUUAGCUUAGCAUGUACUUGUUUUGUACCAGGUUUUUUGGAAUCUUGGGUUUAGUUUUUUAAAUAAAGUUGUCAGAAAGCUGAUUGUGAAGGGCAAGGAUUUGGCAGGAGACACAACUGGUUUCACACCAAACUGAACAUAAGAGUAAUCAUUUGAAGUCUGCCUAACUCACUCCUUUGUAGAAUGAGGAUGUGUUGUUUAUAAUACAUAAUUUCGUAGCACAACUAAUAUAUAUACAGACAAGUUAUGCACAAGUCUGGACUAAAAAGUAAUAUAUAUAUGUACUGAGAUGACAUGUUUGUAUUGUAAUAAUAAUGACUGCCCUAUUUCCAAUAGCAGCAUUGAAAUUUGAUUGAGCUAAGCAUUCAUUUGUAAUUCUCCCUUAUAAAUGUCUAACUAGUUCUGUAAUGUGUCUUUAAAGACAUGGGAGGUGAUUGAUUCAGGUAAUAUUAUUCCUGAUAAUCUAUAGAUUGAAUCAUAAUCCUUCAGUUUUAUUUCAUUAGCACUGAAACUUCAUUUAGUUUCACCUUUAGUUUAAAUUUGUGAAACUUCUCUUCGCCCUAUGCUAUUAUACAAUGAACACUCAAUAUACACUUAGCACUAUGAGCAAGGGAAGCCUUUAAAGAUCAGUCAUUACAGCUUGUAAGUGCUAUUACAAUAAAGAAUGUUCAAACAAAGAUUUUGUUUUACCCAAAUUUGAAUAAAAAAUGUAUUUUAGUUAAAUCGGGUUAAGAUAUUUUCACCUUUCUUGAGUGAAUCUGGUUUAUUACACUUCUCUUUGUUUUUCUAUACAGAUAUUUUGAUUCUAUACUGUCUACAAAGUUUGAAAGUCAAGUAAUGUGCAUGAGUGGAGUGAUGUUGUACUGAAUGACUGUUUGUAAGGAGUGAAUGAUAUUUUAUAUUUUUCUUUAAGGAAAUAAAAGAAUUUCUCAAAACUUU